AGAUCAAAGACACUGACAGGAGAAAAUGUCAUACCUGAGGGGGUUUGUUGCUUUCAACCUUGGUGCCGUUUUCCUUAUUGCCAAAUCCAGUCAUGGUUCUGAGAUUAUCAAUGGGAAAGAAGUGAAGCCACACUCCUUGCCUUUCAUGGCUCUGCUGGAAUCACAUGAGUCAGUUUGUGGAGGAACUUUAAUUGAUUCCAAGUGGGUUCUGACUGCUGCGCACUGCGAAGGCAUGAGCAUUGCAUUCCUGGGAGUGCACUCCAUCUCAAGCCACACUGAAGGAAAGUACAGGCAGAUCCUCAGAGUGGCGAGGCGUUUUCCUCAUCCUCAUUAUAAUCCCUAUACAUAUGACAAUGAUGUCAUGUUGCUCAAGGUAAGUUUGCUUUCCAAAAGGAAUGAUUUCAUCUGUUUAAAAUAACAUUUCAUACAUAGGGGACAUAUUUAAAAUUAAGACUCUACUUAUAUCAAGCUGAUUCUUAUUUCACAAUUUACUUUCAAUUAAUUAUCUUUCAUUUACUGAUGUCUUGAAACAUCCAUCCAUUUUCUGUACAUCCUUGUCCCUA
Molecule: messenger RNA, 563 nt
Organism: Poecilia latipinna (sailfin molly)
Lineage: Eukaryota; Metazoa; Chordata; Actinopteri; Cyprinodontiformes; Poeciliidae
Product: granzyme B(G,H)-like
Exons: 3
Coding region: 26-418 (130 amino acids)
Biological process (GO): proteolysis
Molecular function (GO): serine-type endopeptidase activity
Source: RefSeq, a predicted model, not a curated record